Ustilaginoidea virens is the source of this 1311-nucleotide messenger RNA. RefSeq lists its product as uncharacterized. The coding region runs from base 1 to 1311 and encodes 436 amino acids. The transcript has 6 exons. The record is from RefSeq and is a predicted model, not a curated record. Lineage: Eukaryota; Fungi; Ascomycota; Sordariomycetes; Hypocreales; Clavicipitaceae. Gene Ontology annotation, molecular function: pyridoxal phosphate binding; transferase activity, transferring alkyl or aryl (other than methyl) groups. Gene Ontology annotation, biological process: transsulfuration.
AUGUCCGAUCUGAGCAAAAACUUUGAGACGUUGCAGCUCCAUGCUGGCCAGGAGCCUGAUCCGACGACCAAGUCCAGAGCCGUGCCCAUCUACGCCACCACUAGCUACACCUUUGAUGACUCGGCUCACGCAGCGAGGCUGUUUGGCCUCAAGGAGUUUGGCAACAUCUACAGCCGCAUCAUGAACCCCACCGUCGACGUCUUUGAAAAGAGAAUCGCCGCUCUCGAGGGCGGUGUUGCCGCGCUCGCCACCUCGUCCGGCCAGGCCGCCCAGUUCAUCGCCAUCAGCACCCUGGCCCACGCCGGCGACAACAUCGUGUCGACGAGCAACCUGUACGGCGGCACGUACAACCAGUUCAAGGUCUUCCUCCCCCGGCUGGGCAUCACGACCAAGUUUGUCGACGUGGACAAGCCCGAGGACGUCGCUGCCGCCAUCGACGACAAGACCAAGGCCGUGUACGUCGAGAGCAUCGGCAACCCGCGCUACAACGUCCCCGACCUCGAGGCCAUCGCCCGGGCGGCCCACGCGAAAGGCGUCCCGCUGGUCGUGGACAACACCUUUGGCGCCGGCGGCUACUUCAUCCGUCCCAUCGACCACGGCGCCGACAUUGUCGUCCACUCGGCCACCAAGUGGAUCGGCGGCCACGGCACCACCAUUGCCGGCGUCGUCGUCGACUCGGGCAAGUUCGACUGGGGCCGGCACGGCAGGCGGUUCCCCCAGUUCGUCGAGCCGUCCGAGGGCUACCACGGGCUCAAGUUCUGGGAGACGUUUGGCAACGUCGCCUUCGCCAUCCGGGCGCGGGUCGAGGUCCAGCGGGACCUGGGAGCCGCCCUGAACCCCUUUGCCGCCCAGCAGCUGCUCCUGGGCAUCGAGACUCUCAGCCUGCGGGCCGAGAGACACGCCCAGAAUGCCCUGGCCCUGGCCAAGUACCUCGAGGGCAGCGCCCACGUGAGCUGGGUCAGCUACCCCGGCCUGGAGAGCCACGCCCACCACAAGGCGGCCCGCAAGUAUCUCACCAAGGGAUUCGGCGGGGUGCUGAGCUUCGGCGUCAAGGGCGGCGGCGCGGCCGGCAGCCAGGUGGUGGAUGGCUUCAAGCUCAUCUCCAACCUGGCCAACGUCGGCGACGCCAAGACGCUGGCUAUACACCCCUGGACCACCACGCACGAACAGCUGUCUGAGGAGGAAAGGCUCAGCUCGGGCGUCACAGAGGACCUCAUCCGCGUCUCCGUCGGUAUCGAACACAUUGACGACAUCAUCGCUGACUUUGAGCAGUCGUUCAAAGCUGCCGCGGCGGCGGGCCCCACGUCGUGA